Molecule: messenger RNA, 1487 nt
Organism: Euleptes europaea (tarantolino)
Lineage: Eukaryota; Metazoa; Chordata; Lepidosauria; Squamata; Sphaerodactylidae
Product: cytochrome P450 2C19-like
Exons: 9
Coding region: 1-1485 (494 amino acids)
Biological process (GO): xenobiotic metabolic process
Cellular component (GO): intracellular membrane-bounded organelle; cytoplasm
Molecular function (GO): oxidoreductase activity, acting on paired donors, with incorporation or reduction of molecular oxygen, reduced flavin or flavoprotein as one donor, and incorporation of one atom of oxygen; heme binding; iron ion binding
Source: RefSeq, a predicted model, not a curated record
AUGGAUCUCCUGUGGAACACCUCGGCCUUCCUCCUCCUCAGCCUCGCCUGCCUGCUCCUCCUGGCAGCAUGGCAGAAAGGGACCAAGAAGAAGAACCUUCCCCCUGGCCCGACACCCCUGCCCUUCGUCGGGAACCUGCUUCAGCUGAAGACCACCAACGUUGCAGCAUCUCUGAAGCGCAUGAGUGAAAAAUACGGGCCAGUGUUCACGGUGUAUUUCGGCUCAGACCAAGCAGUUGUCCUCCAUGGCUAUGACAUCGUGAAGGAAGUUCUGGUUGAUCGUGGAGAUGAAUUCACCCAGCGAGGCAGCAUCCCAUCAGCUGAUAAGACCAACAGAGGCCUUGGGGUGGGCAUGUCCAAUGGCAAGCGCUGGUUGGAGCUCCGCCGCUUCUCCCUCAUGACCUUGAGGAACUUUGGGAUGGGGAAGAAGAGCAUCGAGGAGCAUAUCCAGGAGGAGGCCGAGCACCUGAUGAAGGAACUCCGGGCCAAGAAAGGCCAGCCCUUCAACCCUACCCUCCUUUUCAGCUGUGCUACCGGCAAUGUGAUCAGCCACAUCCUCCUUGGAGAAAGAUUUGAUUAUCAGGAUCCAAAGUAUCUCCAGAUCCUCCGCUACCUCACUGAUGCCUUCCAACUCGAGAGCUCCGUCGCUGGGCAGCUCUACAAUAUCUUCCCCAGGAUCAUGGACUAUUUGCCAGGCCCUCACCAAACCUUUUUUAAAAACCUGUUGAGCGUUCAAGACUUCAUAUGCCAGAAGAUUAAAAACCACGAGAACAGCCUGGAUCUCAAUGCACCCCGGGACUUCAUCGACAGCUUCCUCAUCAAAAUGGAGCAGGAGAAGCACAACCCCCAGACGGAGUUUAUCCGAGAUAACUUGAUGAUGACUGGCUACGACAUAUUCAUUGCUGGGACGGAAACCACCAGCACCACCCUGAGAUUCACUCUCAUGGUCCUGGUCGAACACCCAGCAGUGCAAGCAAAGAUCCAUGAGGAGAUAGACCAAGUAAUCGGUAGGGACCGCGCUCCCUCCAUGAAGGACCGGCUUGGGAUGCCCUAUACAGAAGCCACCAUUCAUGAGGCCCAGAGAUUCCUUGAUCUCAUCCCCUUAGGAUUAACCCGCUUGGUCAAAGAGGACUUUGAAAUCCGUGGCUUCACCAUCCCAAAGGGCACCACUCUCUUCCCCAUCCUGAGUUCUGUGUUACGUGACCCUAAACAAUACAAGAAUCCAUAUCAGUUUGACCCGGAACACUUCCUGGAUGAAAAAGGAGCUUUCAAGAAGAAUGGAGCCGAUAUCCCCUUUUCGGCAGGAAAGAGGAACUGUCUCGGCGAAGGACUGGCCCGAAUGGAACUCUUCAUAUAUGUCACCACUAUCCUGCAGAGCUUCUGCCUCAGGCGGGCACCAGGAGUCACCAAAAUCGACCUUACACCAGAAGUCAGCGGCUUAGGAAACAUACCCCGCCAGAUCCCAUUUUGCUUCUGCCCACGCUGAUC